Messenger RNA from Sceloporus undulatus (fence lizard), 2056 nucleotides. RefSeq names its product actin, gamma-enteric smooth muscle-like. The record is from RefSeq and is a predicted model, not a curated record. NCBI's taxonomy places the organism in Eukaryota, Metazoa, Chordata, Lepidosauria, Squamata, Phrynosomatidae. The coding region runs from base 300 to 1436 and encodes 378 amino acids. The transcript is spliced from 9 exons.
UUCCUGUCUAAGCCCUCAGUUUCUUUUUGUCUGGUGCAGUAGCAGCAGCAGCUCAGAAACACUUUAGAGCUUACUUCUGUAACUGAGGACUGAUCAUUGGUACCAUUCUCUUGCUUCAUACAGAGCAAGCAAAUCAGGUCAGACCCUCCAUACCAAGGGAUGAUUAUUGGUGCCUUCUUCUCACUCCAUAUGAAGGAAACUGAAGAUGUGGUUCAUCCCUCCAAACUGAGGGCCCAUUGCUGGUACCAUCCUCAUGCUCCACAAAGAGGAGACGUAACAGCCUAGGACUGUAAGGAGCCAUGUGUGAUGAUGAUGAUGAAACCACAGCUCUGGUCUGUGAUAAUGGCUCUGGGCUUUGCAAAGCUGGAUUUGCAGGAGAUGAUGCUCCCCGGGCUGUUUUUCCAUCUAUUGUUGGACGACCUCGGCAUCAGGGGGUCAUGGUAGGGAUGGGUCAGAAAGACAGCUAUGUUGGAGAUGAAGCACAGAGUAAAAGGGGAAUCCUGACCCUGAAAUAUCCCAUUGAGCAUGGGAUUAUCACUAACUGGGAUGACAUGGAAAAGAUUUGGCAUCAUUCCUUCUAUAAUGAGCUGCGUGUUGCCCCAGAAGAGCAUCCUGUGCUGCUCACAGAAGCUCCUUUAAACCCCAAGGCUAACCGAGAAAAAAUGACUCAGAUCAUGUUUGAAACAUUCAAUGUACCAGCAAUGUAUGUGGCCAUUCAGGCAGUACUCUCUCUCUACGCAUCUGGCCGAACUACUGGUAUAGUUCUGGACUCUGGGGACGGUGUCACACAUAAUGUACCUAUCUAUGAAGGUUAUGCCUUGCCACAUGCUAUCAUGAGACUGGAUCUGGCUGGAAGAGAUCUCACUGACUAUCUCAUGAAAAUUCUUACAGAGAGAGGCUAUUCUUUUGUUACUACUGCUGAACGUGAGAUUGUGCGGGACAUAAAAGAAAAGCUUUGUUAUGUGGCUCUGGACUUUGAGAAUGAAAUGGCUACUGCUGCUUCCUCCUCUUCUUUGGAGAAGAGCUAUGAACUCCCUGAUGGUCAAGUCAUUACUAUUGGCAAUGAACGGUUUAGAUGCCCUGAAACACUCUUCCAGCCAUCAUUCAUAGGGAUGGAAUCUGCUGGUGUCCAUGAAGCUACCUAUAAUAGUAUCAUGAAAUGUGAUAUUGACAUCCGUAAGGAUCUUUAUGCUAAUAAUGUGCUCUCUGGAGGAACCACCAUGUACCCUGGCAUUGGUGACCGUAUGCAGAAGGAGAUUACAGCUUUGGCUCCAAGUACUAUGAAGAUCAAGAUUAUUGCACCCCCAGAACGUAAAUAUUCAGUCUGGAUUGGAGGCUCCAUAUUGGCUUCUCUGUCAACCUUCCAGCAAAUGUGGAUCAGCAAAGAUGAAUAUGAAGAAGCUGGUCCUUCCAUUGUCCACCGCAAAUGUUUUUGAGUGCACUUGUGAUUUAUUGUAAGGGAUAUCAUGUGGUGUUUCUCUACAUAAUUUCUUUAGGUACAGAGCAUAAUUUCCUCAACAGAUUAUUCUGAAAACAAAAUAAAAAAUGAUGUUAAUUGAGAAGAUGUCAUUUCUGGAUGCCUCCAAUUUUACAUUCCAGUGACAGGGGCAAAUUUCAAGUUAAUAGCAACAACAAUAUGCAAUUCAGUAAUUCUUCAAAGAUGUUAAACUAGAAUUUUGAGAAGAUUAAGUGUGUAGGAAGCUUCCAGGGCUGUUGGAGUGCAGAUAUGAUAUGAAAAGACCACUUAAACCAGUGCUCUGUUACAGAAGGAGAAAACAAUGCAGCUAUACUUGAAAUGAGGGCCUGAAUCUUAUUGAUUAGUUCCAGCUAGAGUAGACUCACAGAACCAGUUGAGGAGCCAACAUGUUGUUAAAUCACAUUUCUUCAAUGGGUGUACUCUUCCUGGGGCUAACAGUAGGAUUCAGGCCAAGAUGUUCUGUAUGACUUUCAUGGGAUGAUUUCAUUUUAUUGUUACAGAUUCCCUUUGAUUUAGGGUCUGUAUGGAGGCCACAUGCAAAUAGUGAAUUCAGAUCAAAGAUGAAUCAGGCAAGGUUAA